UCAAACUUCAAACUCCCCCCACGCCAAGUCCCCGUCUUCCGCACCCGAACGUUGCCCCUCCCAGUUCCCACCCCAGGACGGACCUGCUCGAUAACGUCUCGUCACCUCUCCAGCUCUCCUCCCCCACGGUUCAAGCCGCAAACCACCUGGCGUACGUGCAACACCACCUCACGUUUCCCCAAGAUCGAUCCCGACCUCGCUCGUGCGCACGUGAUGGUGCGGCGCGGGGCGGCGGCGGUGGCGGCGGCGGCGCGCGAGGAGGAGUCCUCGCCGGCGCAGAGGCUCGUCGAGGCCGCGCUGCUCGGGGACGCAGGGGCCGUGGAGGCUUGCCUGCAGGCGGCCGCGGACCCGGUGGCCGCGGACGUGCCCGCCGCGAGCCGCGUCGGGGUUGCGCGCCUGCGCGUGAGGUCUGCGGACGUGGCGCUGCGGGAGGAGGCGCCGGGCGAGGUGCUCGUGGAGGCGCGGGAGCUGAAGACCGACGUCUCGCCGCUCUUCGCCGCCGCGCACGCCGGGCAAGCCGGCAUCGUCCGUGCCCUCCUGGAGGCUGGAGCUGAUGUUAAUCAGAAGUUAUUCCUAGGUUAUGCAACAACAGCUGCUGCACGUGCUGGAAACAUUGAUAUUCUAGAAAUGCUUAUGCUGGCGGGAGCCACCCAGGAGACUUGUGAAGAUGCAUUAUCAGAAGCUAGUCUUUUUGGUGAGACUGAAGCAGUUCGAAUCCUAGUUUCUUCAGAGGUACUUGGUUCUGAGGCUAUGGCCCAUGCACUAGUGAUUGCUGCUUCAAGGGGCUUUGAUGAUAUAGUGGUCAUACUACUCCAGAAUGGAGCUGAUGUUAACUGCAUGGCUCGGGUUCUCUUGAGGUCUGUUAAGCCUGCGCUCCAUGCUAACGUGCACUGCACACCAAUAGUGGCAGCAAUUAUAAGUCGGCAAAUUUCCAUUGUAAAACACUUGAUAGAGGAAGGUUCUUACUUGGACUCUCUUGUGCAAGUUGGUUCUUGGUCUUGGGAUCCUGUGUCGGGUGAAGAACUUCGUGUAGGUACAUGCCUUGGUGAACAUUACAACGCUAUUUGGUGUGCAGUAGAAUACUACGAAUCCAGUGGUGAAAUUCUCAAGCUACUGCUUGAUAAAGCUCCUUGGUUGUUGGAAUCACCAAAAAAGGGUCGAAAUCUUCUUUGCCAUGCCAUACUCUGUCAGAACCCGAAUGCAGUAAGUUUGCUUCUGCAUUGUGGCGCCAAUCCUAGAUUUCCCAUCAUGACAGUUGGUGGACAUGUUUCCUGUCCUAUGCAUUUGGCGGCAAGAUUGGGUAACGCGCAAGUAUUGAAACAGCUUAUGGUACAUGGAGCAGAUGUGAACGCAAAAACCUCUACUGGGGAUACUCCUCUCAUGGUCUCUGCAAGGGCUGGUCAUCCUGACUGUUUCCUGGAGUUGAUAAAAUUUGGAGCUGACCUUGGGAUAGUCAACCAUGAAGGAGAUACCGCAAUUAUGAUAGCUGAGAGAAGUUCAUUUCACUUCUCAGUUGUCGACAUUCUCAUGAGAACAUUGAACUGUGGAGCAGGCCUUGUUUCAUCUGAUAUGACUCUCUUCUCCCCGCUACACUUCUUUGCCAGAAGUGGGCGUGCAGAACCUCUUCUAAUGAUGCUACAUCAGUCAGCUUCAGAUUUAAACAAGCUUGAUGGUUCAGGGCUCACUCCUGUUAUGGUUGCUGCCGCGUCAGGUCAUGUUGAUAUUUUCAGGAUCUUAGUGAUGGCGGGGGCAGAUAUCACAAUCAGAAAUGCAGAAGGGAAAUCUCUUAUGUCAAUUAUUCGACAAAAAUCUUCAGAGAUUAGAGAUUGCUUUGAACAGAUCUUGCUCCAAGCUUCACUUACCAACACACUCACUGGCCAAACAUCAUUCAGACCUCUGCAUUACGCAGCUCGAAUCGGCGACAAGUCAUCUUUACUGCAACUUCUGAAAAUGGGCUAUGAUCCCAAUUCACUGGAUGAAGAUGACUUCACCCCUCUGAUGCAUGCAGCUGCUUCCGGCAGGCUAGACUCGUGCAAAAUAUUGGUAUCACACGGAGGGGCAGAUUACAGUCUUGUGAAUGAAAGAAAUGAGACAGCCCUAUCGUUAGUAAGGAGGAGCAGUAGAUCCAGCAAAGCAACAGAAGAGUGGUUGCUGGAUCAACUUUCGCGUGCUCAUGUUCUUGCUGGGGAGGAGCUGAUGAAACACACACGAGAAGGGAAGGGCUCACCUCACCAAAAGACCGUGCGCAUGACAAAAUCUGGCGUGCUGACUUGGGGAACCUCUCGCAGAAGGAAUGUGACAUGCAAGGAGGCAAGAUUUGGGCCAAGUAUGAGCUUCACGAAGAACAGGAGGAGCACAGACAGAUCUGCGCAGCAGCUGAUCUUUCUGGUUGUGACAGUGACAGGCAGAGAGGUCCAUUUUGAGGCCCGUUGUGCUUCCAGUGUGGAAUUCUGGGUCAGAGGGAUCAAUCUCAUUGCAAAAGAGUCCACAUGUUCAAGGCCAGAUAAAGAGGCAGUGGAACAAGCAUAGCCAGUCCUCAUGAAGCACAGCCUUGCUAUUGAUAGUAUGAGUGUACAUUUUGCUCUUCUCUCAAAAAAAGGUAUGCAUUUUGCUCUUUAAGUUAAUAGCUUAUUUUUGAAGCUUAUAAGUUAAUUACAUAUUUAUUAGGGUUGCUAAGGGCUGAAAAUAACAUAGUUAUUUAUCACGUUCCAUCGUCAUGCUUGGGUUGUGGAUUUCGGAUGUAAGUUUGGGAACCCGAAUCUGAAAUAUAUUUAUCUGUGAGUGUAUAUAAAUGUCAUUAUUUAUGGUGAUUUAUUCUUGUUGAAAAUUGCUUUAUUUUGAUGUGUUCUUUACAAUUGACCAGUAGACCAGCAUCAUGAUACUAUUAUUCUAGUCGUGAAAUUUUUUCUCAAUAAUACUCAACAAGAGAAUCAUGUAUCUUUGUGUUAAGAGAGAAUUGAUGAAUUACAACGUGACAUAUUAAGGACGCAACAUACUAAGAGAUAAUUGUAUAAAGCACUAGCUAGCCCAGUUACUCAUUUAUGGUUGCAGUAAUUACGGUAAUGCUUCUCCUAGAACGUCCGAUACGGGAUGAAAAUAUAGGACGCACACAUGUGCCACGUGACUGCUAUCCAACUUCCCACCUACAUCCACACUCCCGUUAAUUCUUUUUACCAUAGCUUUAGCUUCUUAUUCUCUUUUCAACCUUAUACAUUCGUCCUGAUCCUUUAUCUCCAUGUCCCGAUGCCUCGGCAUCCUAAGUGGAGGCCACCGCCGACUCCUCAUCCAGCACCGCGGGGGCGCAGUGAAGGCCUCCCACACCCGUACCGAACGUGCAUAGGCCUCGAAGUGCUCGUCAAUGGCUCUGGCGGACGACAAUGGUGGUCUAAGCCACUCGAUCUGUAGCAUCCUAGCACAAGAUGUCAAUUCGAGUUUCCAGAAAAAUGAUUCCAGCAACGAGGUGUUGAACCUGGUGAUGGGAAGCUCAAUCCUGAACUUCUGGUGGCACGGCGAUGAAGAGCUCAAUCCACUCCUCUAAUAAGAGCUCAAUGUUGAUUGACUAUCGCCGAUUCAAGUGGCUAGGAGAUAGAUACUAGCAACCGGGAUUAAUUUAGGUGCCGAGGAGCUGGACGAUGAAGGUAAGUAGAUGAUUUCGGGGGCGAUGGGUUUUUUUAUGUUGCAGUAGUUCAUUUACGAUGUUGUGAAUUAUAUCGCUUGAUGUUGCAAUAUUAAUUUUGGGAUGUUUCU
Messenger RNA from Panicum hallii, 3747 nucleotides. RefSeq names its product ankyrin repeat domain-containing protein 17-like. NCBI's taxonomy places the organism in Eukaryota, Viridiplantae, Streptophyta, Magnoliopsida, Poales, Poaceae. The transcript is spliced from 4 exons. Gene Ontology annotation, molecular function: protein binding. The coding region runs from base 214 to 2529 and encodes 771 amino acids. The record is from RefSeq and is a predicted model, not a curated record.